UGUAGACGAUAUCUCGCGCUGUGUACUUUAGUGUAAAGACGCAAUGGAUGUCUUUUAGGUUUUCGGCCUUUAUGAGAGUCUGAUAGGAUUUGAGGUGCGGGUGGAGAGUUGUCGGGGUGGAGGGAGAAAGGAAUAGGGGUGAGCAAGGGAGAGAGACGGCACGUGCGCCGCGCAGGUGCCCGGGUUGGCCGCGUCGCCCGGAACACAGCGUGGGCUUCUGCGCGCGCCCCCGUGGGAGUGAGAGUGGGUGCGCGCCCGCGGUGGGCGCCACGGCCGUGCAGCUGCGGGGUUGUGCGUGCGCGGAGCUGACAGGAGCGGUUUGCGCUUCUCCAGGCGCGUGCCCGGGUCGGGGCGUGACCCGGGUGAGCAGUUACGCACCGGUGUGACUCAGUGACAAGUGCGCGCACCUCCAGCCUUGCAGGGUUGAAGGCGGAGCUCGGGAUGGAGGGCAGGGACCUCUUCCCAGGAUGUAUACGCCAACCUCAGCCAGAUCCACCCUGUGGACCGUAGGAAGGAGGACCUGCCCAGCUGCCCCCUCAUCUCCCCCUACAUGAAUGGCCCCUUGAGGGUGAUGAUCCCAGAGAACCUGACGAUGGAGCAGGUGGUGGAGAAGAACCCGCUGGUGGAGCUGGGAGGCCAGUACCGGCCUCCUGACUGCUGGACACGACACCACACGGCGGUCGUGGUGCCCUACUAUGGGCAAGACCAGCACCUGCAGCACCUGCUCUUCCACCUGCACCCCUUCCUGCAGCGCCAGCAACUGCACUAUGCCAUCUACGUGGUGAACCAGGUGCACAACACCGCCUUCAACCGGGGCAAGCUGCGCAACGUGGGGUUCUGGGAGGCCAUGCAGGAGGAGGAAUGGGACUGUGUCUUCUUCCAUGAUGUGAACCUCCUCCCAGAGGAUGACCGCAACCUCUACAUCUGUGACAUCUUCCCUGCCCAUGUGUCUGUGGCCAUCGACAAGUUCGACUACAAGCUACCCUACCACGGCUACCUUGGGGGUGUGUUUGCCCUGCGCCCCAUUCACUACCUGAGGAUCAACGGCUUCCCCAAUUCGUACCGGGGCUGGGAUCGUGAGGACCAUGACAUCGCUGCCAGGACCCCAGUGACCAGCGGAGCCCCCCGAGCCCCGACCUCCUGGCCUCAAUCCGCCACAAAGGGCAGCAGGAUGGCAUCGACUCCUUGGGCUACAGGCUGCUCUCCAAGGAGCUGCAGCCCCUCUACACCAACCUCACCGUGGACAUCGAGUUCCCCACUCCCCGGUCCUAGGAGCCCCCAUGGCAGGCUGCAGGGGAGCUGGAGGCUGGACCAGGAUCCCCAAGACCUGGGCUGCAGGGCAGCCCUCCCAACUGGUUUCCUAUUAAAGGACAGUUUAUUUUACUCACUUCUCCUCUCCGCCAACCUUCAUCCCCACCCUUUCAUUUCUAGGCAUUGAUUC
Messenger RNA from Lontra canadensis (Northern American river otter), 1441 nucleotides. RefSeq names its product beta-1,4-galactosyltransferase 3-like. The coding region runs from base 551 to 1438 and encodes 295 amino acids. The transcript has 7 exons. Gene Ontology annotation, biological process: carbohydrate metabolic process. The record is from RefSeq and is a predicted model, not a curated record. Gene Ontology annotation, molecular function: glycosyltransferase activity. Lineage: Eukaryota; Metazoa; Chordata; Mammalia; Carnivora; Mustelidae.